AUGGAGCUACCAAGAAUCUCCCUCCGACCGUUCAAUCUCUCCAACGCCGAAGACGUCCUUAAAUGGGCCGGUGACGACGCCGUCACACGUUACCUCCGUUGGGCCUCCAUUAAAACUCUAGAAGAAGCCCAACAACACAUCUUAACCAAAGCCAUACCACACCCAUGGCGCCAUUCAAUCUCCCUCCUCGACGACGGUCGUUCGAUCGGUUAUGUCUCGGUCAAGCCCGAUUCCGGCGAUUCUCGGUGUCGGGCCCACCUCGGUUACGCCGUGGCCAGAGAGUUUUGGGGCCGGGGGAUAGCCACGAAGGCGGUGAGGAUGGCGGUGAACCAAGCUUUUAAGGAGUUUCCGGAGGUGGUAAGGCUACAAGCGGUGGUGGAAGUGGAGAACAAAGCGUCUCAAAGAGUUUUGGAGAAAGUUGGGUUUGAAAAACAGGGUUUGCUUAAGAAGUAUGGUUUUUGCAAAGGAGUGAUUAGAGACAUGUUUCUUUAUGCUUUUGUUAAGGAUGAUUGUUUAUCUAAUUACAAUUAA
This is a messenger RNA of Arabis nemorensis, 531 nucleotides long. Lineage: Eukaryota; Viridiplantae; Streptophyta; Magnoliopsida; Brassicales; Brassicaceae. The record is from the annotation of a GenBank genome assembly.